Messenger RNA from Eucalyptus grandis, 1587 nucleotides. RefSeq lists its product as uncharacterized. The record is from RefSeq and is a predicted model, not a curated record. NCBI's taxonomy places the organism in Eukaryota, Viridiplantae, Streptophyta, Magnoliopsida, Myrtales, Myrtaceae. Gene Ontology annotation, biological process: defense response. The coding region runs from base 340 to 1143 and encodes 267 amino acids. The transcript is spliced from 2 exons.
AUCACUUUACCCAGUUCGUAGAAGUCUCUCCAUUCUCAUUCUCUCUCUCACUCUCUCGCAGGGUGCCAGUAUGGAGGACAACAGCCAGACCUGAACCGCGAAAAGAAACCGUUAAAAUUAUUGCACCCUCUUAACCUCAACCGUCUCUCCCUCCCUUCUUCUUCUCCUCCUCUCUUUCUCUCUCCACUCGCCGGCGGUUCUCGCCGCCAUCUUCUUGCCUUCUCCCUCUCUCUCUCUCUCUCCAAAACCGCACUAACCCAUUAAAAAGAUCGAUCAAGAAGCUCCUGAAGAACCCGCAGAUUCCAAAACCCCGAAGAGAGAGAGAGAGAGGAAAGAGAGAUGGAGAGGGAUCAGAUCGGCGAAAGUGCGAUUCUUGAACUCCACCUGAUCUCCGCCCAGAACCUGAAGCCGCCCCCGGCCAACAUGCGCCGCACCGAGACCUACUCCCUCGUCUGGGUCGACCCCUCCACCAAGCUCCGCACCCGCCUCGACCGGGUCGGCUCCGAUAACCCCACCUGGAACGACAAGUUCUUCUUCCGGGUCGGCCCCGACUUCCUCUCCAGCCACACCUCCGCCGUCACCGUCGAGAUCUACGCCGUCGGCUACAUCCGCGACUACCUCGUCGGCUCCGUCCGGCUGCUCCUCAGCACCGUCCUCUCCUGGCCCGACUUCGUGGGUAACAGCAAGCUCCCUUAUUUCACCGCCGUCGGCAUUCGCCGUCCUUCCGGCAAGAUACACGGAGUUCUCAACAUCGGGAUAAUGCUGGCCAACGGCUCCGACUUCACGGCCCUCAAAGGAGCGUCCGCGAUCGGCUACCGCGAUCUGAUGGGGCAGUCGGCGGGGCCGCAGAGGAGAGGCGAUCGCCGGAGGGAGAAGAAGAAGAAGAAGAGGAUGAGUGCGGCGGCGGCAGCGGCGGCGGAGCAUGAAGAGGUUUCGGGCGGCGAGUCUUGCGAGAACUGGUGGCCCGACUCGGCCGGGGACGUCUCGGACGGUGGCGAAUCGACGACCUCGUCCUCGUCGACGGCGUCGACGGUGCUCACGGUGCUCAAGGACUGGAACGGGAUAAGGGAACUGGCCGGGAAGAGCCUCCGGCGGUCGUCCUGCGGCGGGCGGUUCUUGUGCGGGCUCCCGCUUCAGAAAUAAGUCGAGGACGACGCCGCCGCCGCCGAUGCCGUCGAUUCUGUUGACCGGAUUGGUCAAAGUGAGGGAACCGAGACGAUUGCGUUGACUUUCCGGUCAAAUGGGAUUUUACUCACCCUUUGGCGCUGGGUUAAAAAAGGGGCCCCUGCAUUUAGAGAAGCAGUGAAAAGUUGUCUUUUACUUUGAUGAUUCUGCGGAUGAAUGUGGUGGUGGUGGGGGGUGCAAAGUAUGACAACUUGUAAAGAGCUUUGAGCACCCUUUUCUACCGUAUAUGUAACUAUUAGAAUUUACCCUAUUAGUAUUCAUCAGUUGAUCAAGUCUUGGUUAGUUUCGUCUCUCUGUCUCACAAUUUGAAGGCGCCUUCUUCCGUCGCCUUUUGUAUUUGUAGCCCGAAUCAUGUUCCCACAUUAGGCAAUUGAACCUCUUGCUAGUUUGGCUAUGGAUCAG